Messenger RNA from Xenopus laevis (African clawed frog), 1412 nucleotides. RefSeq names its product sorting nexin 3 S homeolog (gene snx3.S). Gene Ontology annotation, biological process: late endosome to Golgi transport; regulation of protein metabolic process; endocytic recycling. Gene Ontology annotation, molecular function: phosphatidylinositol binding; phosphatidylinositol-3-phosphate binding; phosphatidylinositol phosphate binding. Lineage: Eukaryota; Metazoa; Chordata; Amphibia; Anura; Pipidae. The transcript has 4 exons. The record is from RefSeq and is a predicted model, not a curated record. Gene Ontology annotation, cellular component: early endosome membrane; endosome; early endosome. The coding region runs from base 190 to 630 and encodes 146 amino acids.
CGAAGAGGCUCCUCCCUAUCCGACUACGCAUUGUUCGUGCACUUGAGCGCGCGCCUCUCUGUCACCUGACUCCUGCAUUCUGCUACCGCCACUUCCGGCAUCCGCUGUGAUAGUGUGGGUAGUGUCUCCUCUAGUUUAGGGACUACUCGGUUUACUCUUUCCUGCCCUCCACCGCCUAUUCCCGGUAACAUGACGGAUACAGUGGUGGAUACUCGCCGGCUUCUGAGCAAACCACAGAAUCUAAACGAUGCUUACGGACCUCCAAGCAACUUCCUUGAGAUUGAUGUGAGCAACCCGCAGACUGUCGGGGUUGGCCGGGCCAGGUUCACUACUUAUGAGGUCCGCUUGAAGACUAAUCUUCCGAUUUUUAAGCUGAAGGAGUCUUGUGUUAGAAGACGAUACAGUGAUUUUGAAUGGCUAAAAAGUGAGCUUGAAAGAGAAAGCAAGGUAGUAGUCCCUCCUUUACCUGGAAAAGCUUUCUUUCGGCAACUUCCAUUUAGAGGAGAUGAAGGAAUAUUUGAUGACUCUUUCAUAGAGGAAAGGAAGCAAGGCCUCGAACAAUUUAUAAACAAUAAUGUAUGCAAAUUGCUUCUGAGAUUGAAAGCACUGAAACAAAUGGUGAGAGCCUAAACUGUAGAUGUCCCUGGUUUGUGUAUGCCCCAUCACUGGAAUCAUCUACAAUGGAAGUAUAAUCAUUUUACUUUGAUUACAGAUUGUGGCAUUGUCUCUACUGUGUUUUGUUUAAUAAACUUCCAUCUUACAAUAUCUAAGAAUAGUUUUUUGCAUUGAUCUGCAUUGUUUUUUUUAAUUAUGUCACAGGUUUGAAUCUGUGUGCAUGCCAGUAUAAAGCUCAGAAUUGCUAAUAAAGCAUGGAAGUCAGACCUAUACAUAGUAACUGUGUUCAAUUAAUCCUAAACACAUAGGAUGUUUUGCAAAGAAACCAAUACCCAUCUGCAUAUUUAUGAACGUUUCCCCCACCCAAAAAUCUUAACUGUGUAAAGCUACCAGUUUUUCAUCAAUGUAGAAUGAUCAGUCCGUGAAUCAUAUGUACAGAUGCCUGACACAGUUCAUGGCAUUUUAUUUUUAGAAAUCAAUAAAAGUGACAUACAGCAAAUCUGUGCUAAAUACAGGAGACUAGUGGGGGUUAUGUAAUACAUGACGCUAAAUUUGCCCAGAAGCAGUAACCCAUAGCAACCAAUCAGCAGGUAACAUUUACUGGUCACCUGUUUAAAAGCAUACAUCUUAUUGGUUGCUAGGUGUUACUGCUCUUGGGCAAACUUAGUGCCUUUUAUUACAUUUGGGGGAAACAGUUCAUGUGAUAUACGUCCUUGAGCUAGUCUGUGUAUUUAUAUACAAAUAUAAACAUACUACAGAAUGACUGCAAUCAAAACAUAAAUUUUCUGUUUUGGUUC